Messenger RNA from Kogia breviceps (pygmy sperm whale), 673 nucleotides. Lineage: Eukaryota; Metazoa; Chordata; Mammalia; Artiodactyla; Physeteridae. The record is from RefSeq and is a predicted model, not a curated record.
UCCAUUGCGGCUAUCUCUGGAGGGGUCAUCAAAAUGUUCAAUGACAUGAAGAUGUGUAAGUUGUCAACACCAGAGGAGAUGAAGAAGGAAGAGAAGGUGGUGCUCUUCAGCCUGAUCGAGGACAAGAAGAACAUAAUCCUGGAAGAGAGCAAGGAGAUCCUAGUAGGUGAUGUGGGCCAGACUGUAGACAACCCCUACGCCACCUUUGUCAAGAUGCUGCCAGACAAAGGCUGCCACUGCGUCCUCUAUGAGGCAAUCUAUGAGAUCAAGGAGAGCGAGAAGGAGGACCUGGUGUUCAUCUUCUGGACCCCUGAGUGUGCAUCCCUUAAGAGCAAAAUGAUCUAUGGCAGCUCCAAGGAUGCCAUUAAGAAGAAGCUGACAGAGAUCAAGAUGAAUUACAAGCAAACUUGUAAGGAGGUCAAGGACCCCUGCACCCUGGCAGGGAAGCUGGGGAGCAAUGCCAUCAUCUCCCUGGAGGGCAAGCCUUUGUGAGGUCCCUCCAGCCUCCUGCCUGGAGCAUCUGACAGCUCCAGACCUGCAUAUGGCAGUUGCAGGCUGCCCCCUUACUGCCAGACCUGAGGGGCUGGGGGGAUCCCAGCAUGAGGAGGGCAGUUCUUUCACCCCAGUUGCCAAACAGCCCCCCCACCCCCUGGAUCUUCCUCCUUCUCCCUCC